Messenger RNA from Olea europaea var. sylvestris, 2285 nucleotides. RefSeq names its product lysM domain receptor-like kinase 3. The record is from RefSeq and is a predicted model, not a curated record. Gene Ontology annotation, molecular function: ATP binding; transmembrane receptor protein kinase activity. Gene Ontology annotation, biological process: innate immune response; protein phosphorylation. The transcript has 12 exons. Bases 203 to 2056 code for a protein of 617 amino acids. Lineage: Eukaryota; Viridiplantae; Streptophyta; Magnoliopsida; Lamiales; Oleaceae.
GAAAGCGCUACCGGGUUUGCAGUUGACAACGUCCUCCUUGUACAUCUAGAAAAAUCCAUUCAAAGGUUGUCUGUGUAAUCCAAAGGAAAGUUAUUCAAAGAUUCAACAGAAUAGUCAACGGUACCAAAGCAUCAUUUAUUCAUAAACAAACCAGUUUCAUCCUUUCUUCACCAGUUACCAUUUGUCAAAUGAUUCCUGCAACAUGAUGAUCCUCAUAUUUAUCUCCAAACAGGAAUCGAUCUUGGGUUUUUUCUUAUUUUUAAUCGGAAUAAUAAUCUCACUUUUUUCACCUGCUUAUUCAAGGUGCAGUAGUACCUGCGACUUGGCGUUAGGCUCCUACUACGUGUGGCAAGGUUCGAAUCUCACUUUCAUUUCCCAAAUCACACAAAAUUCAAUCCAAAAUAUCCUCACUUACAACCCACAAAUCCCCAAUCAAGAUACAGUUUUAGCCGAUACACGAAUAAACAUCCCCUUUUCUUGUGACUGUAUACGGAACGAGUUUCUGGGCCAUGUCUUUAGUUACGAUGUGAAUACGGGGGACACUUAUGAUAGAGUUGCGGGAACUUACUAUUCGAAUUUGACUACCGGACAAUCGCUGGCGCAGUUUAAUAGUUACUCGCCGAAUUUUAUUCCAGAUACCGCAACGUUGAAUGUCACGGUGAAUUGUUCUUGUGGGGAUGAGGAGGUGUCCAGGGAUUAUGGGUUGUUUGUUACCUACCCUUUGAGGCCUGGGGAGAACUUAAUAUCGGUGGCGGCGGCAAAUAAUCUGAGUUCUGAUUUGGUGAGGAGUUAUAAUCCGAGAGUGAAUUUCAGUGCCGGGAGCGGGCUGGUGUUUAUCCCUGGCAGAGAUCAAAACGGAAGCUAUCGCCCUCUAAGAACAAGCACAGGAUUAUCAAGUGGAGCUAUAGCUGGGAUAUCUGUUGCUGGAGUAGCUGGGUUACUGUUAUGUGCAGGUUGUUUUUAUGUUGGAUUUCACAGGAAAAAGGUAGAAAAGAUCGGAUUGCUCUCAACAUCUGCUGAUCACUCUCAGCAAGCUGGUCAUGCUACAGAUUCUACUGCUGCUCGUGAUGGCACUUCUCCAGGCCUUACUGGCAUUAGUGUUGACAAGUCUGUUGAGUUCUCAUAUGAAGAGCUUGCGAAGGCGACUGAUGACUUCAGCAUUGCUAAUAAGAUUGGUGAAGGUGGUUUUGGCGCUGUUUACUAUGCUGAGCUCAGAGGUGAGAAAGCUGCAAUUAAGAAAAUGGAUAUGCAAGCGACAAGGGAAUUUCUUGCUGAGCUGAAGGUUUUGACGCAUGUUCACCACCUUAACCUGGUGCGCUUGAUUGGAUAUUGUGUUGAGGGCUCUCUCUUCCUUGUAUACGAAUUCAUUGAGAAUGGGAACUUAAGCCAACAUCUGCGUGGCUCAGACAGGGAUCCACUGCCAUGGCCAACUAGGGUGCAAAUUGCUCUUGAUUCAGCAAGAGGCCUAGAAUAUAUUCAUGAACACACCGUUCCAGUGUACAUCCACCGUGAUAUCAAACCGGCAAAUAUUUUGAUAGACAAGAACUUCCAUGCGAAGGUUGCGGACUUUGGUUUAGCAAAACUCACUGAAGUUGGAAGUAAUUCUUUGCCAACGGGACGUCUUGUAGGUACAUUUGGGUACAUGCCGCCAGAGUAUGCUCAAUAUGGUGACGUUUCUCCUAAGAUAGAUGUCUAUGCUUUUGGUGUCGUCAUGUAUGAAUUAAUCUCAGCCAAGGAGGCCAUAGUUAAGGCAAACAGUUCCCUUGCUGAUUCAAAGGGUCUUGUUGCCUUGUUUGAAGAAGUUCUUAAUCAGCCAGAUCCGAGUGAUGAUCUCCGCAAACUCGUUGACCCUAGACUAGGAGAUAAUUACUCCCUCGACUCAGCCCGUAAGAUGGCCCAACUUGCCAGAGCUUGUACGCAUGAAAAUCCUCAACUACGACCAAGUAUGAGAUCUAUCGUGGUUGCAUUGAUGACUCUUUCAUCUACGACAGAAGACUGGGAUGUCGCAUCUUUCUAUGGAAACCAGGGUCUCGUAAAUCUCAUGUCUGGAAGGUAGAAAACAAGCUUGAAUUCCCACGUCUGGUUCGUUACAUUUUGCAGUCUUGGCUUGAAAUUGGAGAAAAAGAGAUUUAAAUGUUGUAUACUUUCUGUAUGUUUCUGUGUUGAUGUUAGUUCAAUAAAGCUCUGAGUUAUAGUGGUUUUUUGAAAAAUUAGUCGUAUCGGAAUAAGUAUUGUUACAUUGGCUAUUCAAUAAUUCAUGUGUAUUAUAUAUCAUAAUUUAUUUA